GGAGCAACGGCAGAACGCGCCUUGGCUUUGAGCAGGAGGUUAGUCUCUUAGAAGGUCCGCGGACGAGGAGGCUUUGCUUUACAGGCUUUUCUGAGAAGGCUGGUGCUUGAGGCCUCGCAGCAACCAUGUCGGGCAAGGCGCCUGCUAUUGGCAUUGACUUGGGCACCACUUACUCCUGUGUUGGGGUUUUCCAACAUGGGAAAGUGGAGAUCAUUGCCAAUGACCAAGGCAACCGCACCACCCCAAGCUAUGUGGCCUUCACCGACACCGAGCGCCUCAUUGGGGACGCAGCCAAGAACCAGGUGGCCAUGAACCCCAACAACACCAUCUUUGACGCCAAGCGCCUCAUCGGCCGCAAGUUUGACGACCCCACCGUCCAGUCGGACAUGAAGCAUUGGCCUUUCCGUGUGGUCAGCGAGGGUGGGAAGCCCAAGGUCCAGGUGGAGUACAAGGCUGAGAACAAGACCUUCUUCCCCGAGGAGAUCUCCUCCAUGGUGCUGACCAAGAUGAAGGAGAUUGCUGAGGCGUACCUGGGCCGCAAGGUCCAGAGCGCCGUCAUCACCGUGCCAGCGUACUUCAAUGACUCCCAGCGCCAGGCCACCAAGGACGCCGGCACCAUCACUGGCCUCAACGUCCUGCGCAUCAUUAACGAGCCCACAGCAGCAGCCAUUGCCUACGGCUUGGACAAGAAAGGCAGCGGGGCGGGUGAGAAGAAUGUGCUGAUCUUCGACCUGGGCGGCGGCACCUUUGACGUCUCCAUCUUGACCAUCGAGGACGGCAUCUUUGAGGUGAAGUCCACAGCUGGUGACACUCACUUGGGAGGUGAGGACUUCGACAACCGCAUGGUGAGCCACUUUGUAGAGGAGUUCAAGCGCAAGCACAAGCGCGACAUUGGUGGCAACAAGCGGGCUGUCCGGCGGCUCCGCACAGCCUGCGAGAGAGCCAAGCGCACCCUGAGCUCCUCUACCCAAGCUUCCAUUGAGAUUGACUCCUUGUUUGAUGGGAUUGACUUCUACACUUCCAUCACCCGGGCCCGCUUUGAGGAGCUCAAUGCCGACCUCUUCCGUGGCACCUUGGAGCCGGUGGAGAAGGCCCUUCGCGACGCCAAGCUUGACAAAGGGCAAAUCAACGAGAUUGUGCUGGUUGGGGGCUCCACUCGCAUCCCCAAGAUCCAGAAGCUGCUGCAAGACUUCUUCAAUGGCAAGGAGCUCAACAAAAGCAUCAACCCGGACGAAGCAGUGGCCUACGGGGCUGCGGUCCAGGCUGCCAUCCUGAUGGGUGACAAGUCGGAGAAUGUGCAGGAUCUGCUCCUUCUUGACGUGGCACCGCUGUCCCUGGGCAUCGAGACAGCGGGUGGUGUGAUGACGGCCUUGAUCAAACGCAACACGACCAUCCCCACAAAGCAGACCCAGACCUUCACCACCUAUUCGGACAACCAGAGCAGCGUGUUGGUGCAGGUCUACGAGGGUGAGCGGGCCAUGACAAAGGACAACAACCUGCUGGGCAAGUUUGACCUGACGGGCAUCCCUCCAGCCCCCCGUGGCGUGCCUCAAAUCGAGGUCACCUUCGACAUUGAUGCAAAUGGCAUCCUCAACGUCACGGCCGUGGACAAGAGCACAGGCAAAGAGAACAAGAUCACCAUCACCAACGACAAGGGCCGCCUCAGCAAGGACGACAUUGACCGCAUGGUGCAGGAGGCAGAGCGCUACAAAGCCGAAGACGAGGCCAACCGUGAGCGGGUGGUUUCCAAAAACGCCCUGGAGUCCUAUGCCUACAACGUCAAGCAGACCGUGGAGGAUGAGAAGCUGAAAGGCAAGAUCGGCGAGCAGGACAAGCAGAGGGUGCUGGAGAAGUGCCAGGAGGUCAUCAGCUGGCUGGAUCGCAACCAGAUGGCCGAGAAGGAAGAGUUUGAGCACAAGCAGAAGGAGCUGGAGAAGCUUUGCAACCCCAUCAUUGCCAAACUCUACCAAGGCGCCGGAGCUGCAGGCGCUGGUGCUCCCGGUGGUGGACCCACCAUUGAAGAAGUGGACUAAGCUGUCAUGAACUGGACUAUAGAAGAAGCGGCUGCCACUAAAGUUGUUCUGUUAGUUUCCAUUCGUUCAGUGCCAUUGCUGGUGGGGCUUUCCGGGGAGUUGGGGUGGGAGGAAGUAUUGUUCUGUAUUUCAGCCAGGGAGGCACAGCCAGCUUAAUGUGUUUUGUUGCAGCUAAUGUUUGUUUGUUCUUCAGAUACCCAUGCUAGUCAGUGGAUUUCUGUUUCUUUAUGUUCUUUGUUCUAAAUGUCCACUGGAGGAUUGCCAUUGAGGGUUAAAAAACAACAACACCAUUUCAAGAGAACAUGGGAAAUGGUCACUGUACCAAAAAAAAAGAAAAAAAUAUUUUGUAACUUUUUUGGUCUGGUUAUUUUGAAAUUUUGGUAAUAAAAAGUUAUUUGAAUCUUAAAA
This is a messenger RNA of Sceloporus undulatus (fence lizard), 2441 nucleotides long. RefSeq names its product heat shock protein family A (Hsp70) member 2 (gene HSPA2). The record is from RefSeq and is a predicted model, not a curated record. Gene Ontology annotation, molecular function: ATP-dependent protein folding chaperone; ATP binding; misfolded protein binding. The coding region runs from base 126 to 2033 and encodes 635 amino acids. The transcript has a single exon. NCBI's taxonomy places the organism in Eukaryota, Metazoa, Chordata, Lepidosauria, Squamata, Phrynosomatidae. Gene Ontology annotation, cellular component: cytosol; nucleus; cytoplasm. Gene Ontology annotation, biological process: protein refolding; cellular response to unfolded protein; vesicle-mediated transport.